Benincasa hispida (wax gourd) is the source of this 2556-nucleotide messenger RNA. It is a transcript of the gene LTA3, whose product is annotated as Dihydrolipoamide acetyltransferase, long form protein. Gene Ontology annotation, biological process: pyruvate decarboxylation to acetyl-CoA. The record is from RefSeq and is a predicted model, not a curated record. NCBI's taxonomy places the organism in Eukaryota, Viridiplantae, Streptophyta, Magnoliopsida, Cucurbitales, Cucurbitaceae. Gene Ontology annotation, molecular function: acyltransferase activity. Gene Ontology annotation, cellular component: pyruvate dehydrogenase complex; mitochondrion.
UAAAAAAGUUUUGUCAAGACGAAAAGUUUGAGCUUAAGACUCCAAAUAUGUUUUUAUGCUGAAUCUGUAUUAUAUUUUUCGUUUAUAGAGAAUCAAAUUCAAUCGGGAAUUCUAUUCACAAGCGGCCGUCCGGUGAAUCUGCUCCGACCUCCGCCAUUGGGGUUCCCCAAUUUUCUUCAUAUUGCCAAGUCAAAAUACGCGAUUUCUCCAUCUGAAUCUGUUCUCUGAAGGAGGAUCACUAUGUCGCUUCAUCGGCUUCGCGAUCCGGUUAUUGGCCGCGCUCGCUUUCUUCUCCAAGCUCGUCUAGGAGCUUUCCAUUCGUCUUCACCUAUCUCCUCCAGAUACAUUUCUCGGUACAGCACUUGGAAUGUACAAAGGUUUUCUGCUGGUGAUGGUUCCCUCUUUAGGCCUGUAUCCUUUUCUUGUUUCACUGGAGCUUGUGGUCGAGCAUUGCAUCUGGAGGUUAGCCUUCAAGCGGUCAGUUGGUAUCAGGUUUUUCUCAACCACAGAUUCUUCACAUGCCGUCCUUGAAAUGCCUGCACUAUCACCUACAAUGAAUCAGGGUAAUAUUGCCAAAUGGAGGAAAAAAGAAGGGGAUAAGAUAGCUGUUGGCGAUGUCCUGUGUGAAAUUGAAACAGACAAAGCUACUCUAGAGUUUGAAAGUCUCGAGGAGGGUUUCUUGGCCAAAAUAUUGGUUCCUGAAGGUUCAAAAGAUGUCCCAGUUGGACAACCCAUUGCAAUCACGGUUGAGGAUCCAGAAGAUAUCAAUAGGGUCCUUGCCAAUGAUGUAUCAGGUGCAACUGACAUUAAAGAUGAUGCGGAAGGGGAGCAACAGGAUAAAAAUGAGGACAGGGCACAAGCUAGUUCUGUAGAGAUAAAUUCAUCAAAACUACCCCCUCAUAUUGUACUUGAAAUGCCAGCUUUAUCUCCAACUAUGAACCAAGGUAAUAUUGCUACUUGGAGAAAGAAGGAGGGGGACAAGAUCGAGGUGGGUGAUGUAAUAUGCGAGAUAGAGACAGACAAGGCUACCCUUGAAUUUGAAAGUCUUGAAGAAGGGUAUCUGGCUAAGAUACUAGCACCCGAAGGCUCGAAGGAUGUGGCUGUUGGAAAACCCAUUGCAAUUACAGUUGAAGACCCCACAGAUAUUGAAUCUGUAAAAAGUGCUGUUAGUAGUAGUUCAGGAAUUAAAGAGGACAAACCUGCGCAUACUACUGUUAAAAAUGAUGUUGGAACAUCAAAAGGAGGUACUGUUGCAAGAAUAAGUCCUGCUGCAAAGUUGUUAAUUGCGGAACAUGGUCUGGAUGCAUCAUCAUUGAAGGCAUCAGGUUCUCAUGGAACACUGUUGAAAGGGGAUGUUCUGGCUGCCAUUAAAUCAGGGAAAGGUUUGUCAAAAGUUUCUUUGUCCAAAGAUAAAAGAUCUCCUGAGGUCCGUGCACAGGCUUCUUCCACAGUCUCAUCAGAAUCAAAACCUUCAAUAAAGCAAUCUGAUUCUUUUGAAGAUUUACCUAAUAGUCAAAUUCGCAAGGUGAUUGCUAAAAGAUUAUUGGAAUCAAAACAAAAUACACCACAUCUAUAUUUGUCCACAGAUGUCAUAUUGGAUCCUCUUCUUUCACUUAGAAAAGAUCUUAAAGAGAAGCAUGAUGUCAAGGUUUCCGUGAAUGAUAUUGUCAUCAAAGCCGUAGCAGUUGCUCUAAGAAAUGUUCGUGGAGCCAAUGCUUAUUGGGACGAUGAGAAAGGGGAAGUUGUUUUCUGUGAUUCUAUUGACAUAUCAAUUGCAGUUGCUACUGAGAAGGGCUUAAUGACUCCAAUUGUGAGGAAUGCCGAUUUGAAGACCAUAUCGGCAAUUUCUUCAGAGGUCAAGGAGUUAGCUGAGAAGGCCCGAGCAGGGAAGCUCAAACCAGAUGAAUUCCAAGGAGGCACUUUCAGCAUUUCAAAUCUAGGGAUGUUCCCAGUGGAUAAUUUUUGUGCUAUAAUUAACCCUCCACAGGCUGGGAUUCUCGCUGUAGGUAGAGGCAACAAAGUUGUUGAACCGAUAAUUGGAAAUGAUGGAGUUGAGAGACCUGUGGUGGUCAAUAAAAUGAAUCUGACAUUGUCGGCCGACCAUCGAGUGUUUGAUGGAAAAGUUGGAGGCGAAUUCCUCUCAGCUCUACAAGCAAACUUCAGCAGUAUCCAGAGACUGCUAUUGUAGUGUUUCUUCGAGAUCAACAUUGGCAGCAGAUGGAUUUUUAUUACUCAAAAUAUGGAAGUAUUUAUUCCUUUGAUUUUCUCUUUUCAGCUUACAUAAAGUAUUGUUGAUUCUCACAAGAUUGGAACUGGCGUCGUCAAGAGAACCAAACUUGAAGGUGGCAUAUUAAGCAACCUUUUCCAUCAUCCCAACUCUGUCCGUCAAGGAAUAAUGAUGCAUAAAAGGAUGAGUCUUUUGAGUUCUUUUUGCAUAAUUGUUGUUUUUCUUUCAAAAAUUUUGAAUAAUUUUUUUGGAUGCUUUUGGUGUGGCACCAAUCUCCAUUAUAUUUUGAGGGAAUAAAUGAAAUUGGUGAUUUACGACGAUGUCUCUCA